UCAAGAUAUAUUACGGGAAGAGGACAACUGGACAAGAAAGCAAGAGAAGAUCAAAUUUAUUGCCAGAAGGCCAUAGCUGUGAAGGUUGUGUGAAUUCUAUUCUGAAAGCCGAUCGAACAAUAAAAUCACUUCAGCAUGUCUUCCCAGAUCAUGCUCAAACCACUACCUUUCGUCGACCCCAAGGGCCGACCCGUUGGUGGCACCGAGUAUAGUUGGUGCCGAGCGGUGCCUGGUGGUACUGGCAUAGCCGUCCUCGCUAUUCUCCUCUCCAAACCCCCAGAUAUUGCACUUCUCCAAAAUGCCAUCUACGAGCUUCAGAAUUCCCACCCAAUUCUCAAGUCCAGAAUACAUUCCAACACCAGCACAAACACAAUCUCCUUCAUCACAUCUCCUAGUAGUACUGGUACUCCUUCCAUUCAAAUAAAAUCAUUCACUUUGUCUGCAACCUCUAGUAUUCUAAACAGCCUUUCUUGUCCUGCUAAUACUAUCUCAACCUUCCAUGCAAUCCUCGAACACGAGCUGAACCAAAACGCUUGGUAUAAUAUUCCGAAUCCUUCGUCAUGCACCACCGUCGACACGUUCUUUGCAAGCAUAUACGCUCUUCCCGACACAAAGUGUGCUGUGGUGUUCCGGGUUCACGUCUCGGCAUGUGACCGCACCACGGCGGUGUCUAUACUGAGAGAGUUGCUGGUGUUGAUGGGUGGGUCAGGAGAGGGAGAAGAGGAGGCCGGAGAGAAGGAAAUAUUGGGGAAUGAUGAGGGGAAGAUUUCGUUGGGAAUUGAGGAUCUUAUUCCUAGCGGUAAGGCUAAGAAGACUCUUUGGGCACGUGGAAUGGACAUGCUUGGUUACUCUGUCGAUUCUCUACGCCUCACAAAUCUCAAGUUCCAAGAUACGAGGUCGCCUAGAUCGUCUCAGGUAGUAAGGCUCCAAAUGAACCAAAACGAGACGCAGAGAAUCAUCGCUGGAUGCAAAUCAAGAGGGAUCAAACUAUGCGGAGCAUUGGUAGCAGCUGGAUUGAUAGCCGCAUAUAGAUCUAAACGCCGAGCCGAAGAUCAACGAAAGAAGUAUGGAGUAGUGACUCUCAAUGACUGUCGUUCCAUUCUUGACCCUGCUCUUUCCACUCAUCAUUUUGGAUUCUACCACUCUGCCAUCCUCAACACCCACGUCAUCAGGGGUGGAGAAAAGCUAUGGGAGCUGGCCCAGAAAACCUAUAUGGCAUUUGCGAACUCUAAGAAUUGCAACAAGCAUUUCUUAGACAUGGCUGACCUAAACUUCCUCAUGUGCAGGGCCAUUGAAAAGCCUGGCUUGACUGCGUCGUCUUCCUUGAGAACAUCCUUCAUGUCUGUCUUCGAGGAUCCCGUGAUUGAUCAAUCCAGCGAGUUGCGGCGAGAUGUAAUUGGAGUGGAGGACUUUAUGGGGUGUGCCUCGGUUCAUGGUAUCGGCCCAUCCAUCGCAAUCUUUGACAAGAUAACAGAUGGAGGCUUGGAUUGUGUAUGUGUGUACCCAGCGCCAUUGCAUUCAAGAGAACAAAUGCAAGAGCUGGUUGAUGCUAUGAAGGGUAUUCUCGUUGAAGGUGGAAAUUACUAUAUGGAGUGAGCGAGAGCCUAGAUGCAUGCAUCAUGACUCGCGGGUUGGGUUACUAAAUUCUGGAUAUUAUUUUAGCAAUGUGAGGGUACUUACAUAUAUUAUGUAUGUGUUUCUGCAUAAAUUGUUUAUUUCACAUUAAUAUUUAGUGCUCACUUAAAAUGAUGGGUUAAAUAUUAAAAUAAUCAUUG
This is a messenger RNA of Juglans regia (Persian walnut), 1775 nucleotides long. RefSeq lists its product as uncharacterized. NCBI's taxonomy places the organism in Eukaryota, Viridiplantae, Streptophyta, Magnoliopsida, Fagales, Juglandaceae. The transcript is spliced from 3 exons. Bases 136 to 1596 code for a protein of 486 amino acids. The record is from RefSeq and is a predicted model, not a curated record.